This is a messenger RNA of Marasmius oreades (fairy-ring Marasmius), 273 nucleotides long. RefSeq lists its product as uncharacterized. Bases 1 to 273 code for a protein of 90 amino acids. NCBI's taxonomy places the organism in Eukaryota, Fungi, Basidiomycota, Agaricomycetes, Agaricales, Marasmiaceae. The transcript has 2 exons. The record is from RefSeq and is a predicted model, not a curated record.
AUGCAGCUAGCGAUUCAACCCGUCGAUAAAGUUGAGAAAGGGCUCUUGAGGUAUUCCUACAUCUGCGAGCAAUUCGUUGUCCCUUGGCAAAAAGUGAAUCCCAUCUGGCGCGACGACUGGGAUGGGGAAGGCAAAGAGAUGAGCAGAUCUCGGGUCGGUUGGAUGGGUGACUCAGAGGGUCCACCUGGAGAACGUAACGAGCUCGAAGGCGGUAUUUCGGUGGGUAGACGAGAAGACGAGCUUCACACAGAGGUGGAGGAAGCUUUUCAGUAA